GACCGCCGUGGGGAGUGGGUGUUGUUGAUGGAUCGAUGCCGGGUGCCGCGUGAUCGGUUUGUAACAAAUAGUGGUGAAUUAACGUUCCCGAAAGGAUAAUGUGGACAAAAAAUGGGUAACUUAGCGACAGUGGUGAGACUUGGUGCUGCAUUUUUACCAUAUCUAAUGGAUUACGCUCGAGGCGAGGAAGAGUCCAGAGGAUGUGUGAUGAAAGAAGGGAAAUGCGUGAAAUGCAGAGGAGGUACUAUACUUCACCGAGGUACCUGCGUUCAAACUUGUCCAUCAGGGUACACCGAGGGCUGGCUUAGUCAGGAUGAUUAUAUGGGCAAAGUGUGCAAAGAGAGCAACUACAUGUUUGGCCUAACUGGAAGUCAGGUUGCAAUAUUGGUCGGCGUUGUGUCAGGGGCGACGAUAUGCAUCUUCAUUAUAUUAUGCGGCGUCGUAGUUGUCCACAGAAGAAAAAGAAAGGCGGCAAAGCUAGUACAGCAAUUUGAGGAUAGUGCUGAACGAAGAGAGUUUUUGAAGCAUCUAGCGACAUUGAGGGGUGAAGCAAACACUUUUCUCUCUAUGCUAAAUGAUACCAGAAGACAAGUUAGAGAAAUAUAUUAUGCCGGUAACAAUGGAGAUGGUGCUGUAGGUGUUCAAGCCUACAGGCCAGUGCUUCGUGAUCUGGCAAGAAUUUUGGUUCUCGUCAACAGAAGAGACGACGAGAUUCCUUUUCCCCCUGACGACUGGCAGAGGCUUUUGGCUUGGGCUGAAAGGUUAUUGCGACGAUACAAAAGGCACAGUUCACCUGAGGUGGCCCAGCUGGUAACGUUCCUUCAGCAACCAGCGAACUCAAUUCCACUAGCACCGCCUCAGCCGAUCACAAUCACGCAACAGACACAGCCUUAUGAGCCUAGAGCAACACCCACGAAUCUCACAACAUUCCAAGCAAAUAUGCCACUAACAACGUUUCAAGCAAGUGAAAAAUCUAGCAUAAGUCCGGCAGGUUCGAGCUUAGGAUAUGCUAAAGAUAAUCACAGCCCGAUCGGCUCGAGCCUCGGGCAAAAUAGCUGUAGCGUUUAUAAUGAAAAAUUGAGUCCAAACGGCUCGACUUUGGGUCAAACUGUUCCCCUGGUUUAUGGUGAUCAAAAACGAGGGCAGAAUACAAAUUCAAACCUACAAGAGCUAGCUGUAUCUACGUUUAAUCAUAAUUAUAAUUCGGGAGCUGCUUCACCUCAGAGCGACAGCAUCGGAAUUGAAACGGAGUCCAGUAUUUUGGACAGAGAACUAAACCCCCAGUGGGAAUUUCAGUCGCCGGUUGAAGCUGCCAAUUACACUAUUUUGUCCGAUUGGCUGCCGAAUCGAGAUUACCUCGUAGACGAUUUUACUAUUUUAGGAUUCAGACCUCAAGACGAAAUUACUACUGAGUUAUAAUUCGCCGACAGUCGCGGGUUAUACAUACAACGUACAUAUCCAUUAGCUAUUCUACUCAACACAGUGAUCGUUGAGUCGAUGAAUAUUUUCGUGAUAUUUGUUGAAAUUCAAAUUAAAUUGAUUCUAGCUGUUUUUCCCAGAUAUUUAUUUCAAAUGUUGGGACAAUAACGUUCUGAUUUUAAAUAACUUAGUCUCAACCUUUGACUAAAUAUUCAAACAAAUUGGUUGAAUCUUAUAAUCAUUGGAUCAGCCUUAUUCGACAUAUCGGACUACGUAAUACGACGAAAUAGUGAAAAUACCAAAUAAUUAUAGGACUUCUUUUGUAUAAAUAUUGAUUGAUAUUUAAUUACUGAAUAUUAUAUUGUUUUAUAUUACUGUAUAUUUAGUGUACUAGUCAGUAUAUAUUUUCGUUGAGAGCGCAACAUUCGUCCUCUUGACAAUUAAGUGUCAAAAAUUUUGCUUGUUCAUGUGAAAAGUUUCAUUUUUCUGUUAUUUGAAUCUCAUUUUUUUUUUUAUGUAACACCUGAAUCUUUACAUGUAUACUUAUUAAAUGUGUAUAAUUAUAUAUUAUAAAUAGGUAUGUUUCCCAGUGAAGCAAUGCGAUUACUAUUUUGUUUACUUCUUUUAUAUAAUAUAUGUAUACCUUAUAGGACCGUCGACGGGUUCUUUGUACAAAAUGAUGUAUAUAUACCUAUGUAAUAAUUCAUAUUUAAGCAUGAAUAUUAGGUUUAGUUAUAAUUGAUCAUAAUAUAUGCAAUAAACCGCGUACGCAUAUCAAUCUGUUCACGCGGAUGUACAUGGAAAAUAAAUGAAUUAAAUUAAA
Messenger RNA from Neodiprion fabricii, 2242 nucleotides. RefSeq lists its product as uncharacterized. Bases 112 to 1419 code for a protein of 435 amino acids. NCBI's taxonomy places the organism in Eukaryota, Metazoa, Arthropoda, Insecta, Hymenoptera, Diprionidae. The transcript is spliced from 5 exons. The record is from RefSeq and is a predicted model, not a curated record.